Messenger RNA from Erinaceus europaeus (western European hedgehog), 4276 nucleotides. RefSeq names its product quiescin sulfhydryl oxidase 2 (gene QSOX2). Gene Ontology annotation, molecular function: protein disulfide isomerase activity; flavin-dependent sulfhydryl oxidase activity. Gene Ontology annotation, cellular component: Golgi membrane. Lineage: Eukaryota; Metazoa; Chordata; Mammalia; Eulipotyphla; Erinaceidae. Gene Ontology annotation, biological process: protein folding. The transcript has 12 exons. The coding region runs from base 80 to 2167 and encodes 695 amino acids. The record is from RefSeq and is a predicted model, not a curated record.
CAUUCGGGGGCGGGGCCUGAGUACGUGACGGCGGUUUCCAAGGUGAAAGGUCAGCUGCGCGCCCCGGCCCACUUCCAACAUGGCGGCGGCCGGCGCGGCGGCGAUGCCGCGUAGCCCGGAGUCCCGGGCGGGCACUAUGGCCCGCGCUCCGAGCUCGUCCCCUUCGCGGCCCUCGUGGCUACCCGCGCUGCUAUUGCUGCUGGCGGCGGCUGGGCCCGGGGCGGGCGCGGCCCGACUGUACCGCGAGGGCGUGGACGCCGUGUGGGUGCUGGACAGCGGCAGCGUGCGCCGGGCCACGGCCAACAGCUCGGCCGCGUGGCUAGUGCAGUUCUACUCCUCGUGGUGCGGCCACUGCAUCGGCUACGCGCCCACCUGGCGGGCCCUGGCCGCGGACGUGCGAGACUGGGCUGCUGUGGUCCGAGUGGCCGCCCUGGACUGUGCAGAUGAGAAGAACCAUGAGGUGUGCCGUGCCUAUGACAUCCACUUCUACCCCACUUUCCGGUACUUCAAAGCAUUUACAAAGGACUUUACAACAGGAGACAAUUUUAAAGGACCUGACAGAGAACUGCAGACUGUUAGACACACGAUGAUCGAUUUCUUGCAGAACCACACCACCGAACACAGGCCCCCUGCUUGCCCAUCUCUGGACCCAAUUCAGCCCAGUGACAUCCUUUCUCUCAUCAACAACCGCAAUGAUCAUUACAUGGCUGUUUUAUUUGAAAGCAACAGCUCCUAUGUUGGGCGUGAGGUGAUCUUGGACCUGACCCAGUUUGAGAACAUUGUGGUGAAGAGAGCCCUGAACACAGACACAGCGUUUCUAGAGAAGCUUGGCGUCUCUUCCAUUCCUUCGUGUUACUUGAUUUACCCAAAUGGGUCACACGGCUUGAUUAACAUUGGGAAGCCUCUCCGAUCAUUUUUCUCUUCAUAUCUGAAGUUGUUGCCAGAAGUGAGGAAAAAAUCACUCUCUCUACCAGAAAAGCCAAACAAGGAAGAAAAUUCUGAAGCCAUAAUUUGGAGAGAAUUUGACAGAUCAAAGCUGUAUAUAUCGGACCUUGAGUCUGGCCUGCACUACCUUCUGCGCGUGGAGCUAGCCACCCACAAGUCCUUGUCUGGAACCAAGCUGAAAACACUUAAGGAUUUUGUCACUGUCAUUGCCAAGCUGUUCCCUGGCCGGCCACCCAUCAGGAAGCUGUUGGAAAUGCUACAGGAGUGGCUGGCCAACCUCCCCCUGGACAGGAUUCCCUACAACGCCAUCCUCGAUCUGGUCAAUAACAAGAUGCGGAUUUCUGGAAUAUUCCUUACGAAUCACAUAAAGUGGGUUGGAUGUCAAGGAAGCCAACCCGAGUUGAGGGGUUACACAUGUUCUCUCUGGAAAUUGUUCCACACUUUAACUGUAGAAGCCAGUACCCACCCCAAAGCGCUGGAUGGCACAGGUCUGGAAGGCGACCCCCAGGCAGUGCUGCAGACCAUCAGGAGGUACAUUCACACUUUCUUUGGAUGUAAAGAAUGUGGUGAGCACUUCGAGGAAAUGGCUAAGGAGUCCAUGGAUUCUGUGAAAACCCCAGACCAAGCAGUUCUCUGGCUCUGGAAGAAACACAACCUAGUAAACCACCGCCUGGCAGGCCAUCUGAGUGAGGACCCCAGGUUCCCAAAGGUUCCGUGGCCCACCCCAGACCUCUGUCCAUCCUGCCACGAGGAAAUUAAGGGCCUGGACAGCUGGAACGAGGGCCAGGUGCUCCUGUUUCUGAAGCGGCACUACAGUGGUGACAACCUUGUAGACACGUAUGCUGUCGGCCUGGGGGACAUUGGCGGAGACAGACCUGCAGAGGCUGAGGAACCAGAGAAAAUCCAGGCUGUCCCUGAGAAGUCUGGCGGGGCCCAUGGGGUUGAGCGCCUCCACCUGCCCAGCCUGCUGCCCCCAGACCCCCGCCUGACAGAGAGAUUGCACAGCAGGCUGGAAAUCAAACUGGGUCAAGGUGAUGGAGCCGCAGGCAGCCGGGAGGCAGAGGCAGCUGUGCCCUUCCUCGGGAUGGGCUUCUCCAGCCUGGACAUGAGCCUGUGCGUCCUGCUCUACGUGGCCUCGUCCUUGUUCCUCAUGGUCAUGUACUUUUUCUUCCGAGUACGGUCCAAGCGGUGGAAGUUCAGGCACCACCACCCCACCGUGUAGAGCUCAUCACGUGGAAAGAGCCCCACCUGGCCCCUGCAGCGCUAGCCUUUGCAUCAGGGAUUUAUGAACUGGCUGGACCUGUUGGCUUCCUGGGCCUAUUUUUCCAGAUGCCCUUCCCUGCAGGGACCCCAGUGUGUCAUCACUGUGCAUUCUCAGUGUGCUUGUGGGUGCCUUUCACAGAUCUGCAGUGACCUCUGUUUUUACUCUUUUAGGUAUAGAAAGGGAGUGGGGGGCCAGGCUACAUGGACAGAGCAUCUCCCACUCCCCUCCCCAGAGGGCUAGACUGCAUUUCUCCUUCCUCCAGGAAAACUAGCCCCUCCCCUCACACAGGCUGCCUGGCAGCCCACCCCACAGAGAGCCAAGCAGGGCUACAGCUCCACCUCCCCUGACCCAUGGGCUUCCUGGCUGCUCCUUAAAGCCAGAUCCCUCCUUAGUGUCUCGUGUGUGUGUGUGUGUGUGUGUGUGUGUGUGUGUGCGCGCUUGUUUCUGCCUGAGCAAGCAUAGGAGCAUCUCAGCAAUCAGAGAUGGGACAACGUGUAGUUAUUGUGACCCUGACAGUCUGCAGUCUGAGUGAAUAUGGGCAAGAGGGAUUUGAGGCCUGUGGCUUUGCUGCAUUUCAAGGAAACCCCCCAUAUAUGUUAUGGCAUGGAUUUGGUGGCUGGAAGAGACAAGAUGGUGGCCCAUUGUACUUUCCAGAGGCAGUACCUAUUUUGCUAGUUUGGUAUCAAAGGAGAAAUAAGUACAGAAAGGCCAUCUGCAGUGCUUCCCCCACACACACACACACACAUCUUGGCAGGUGGCUGGUGAGGAAUGGUCUUCUUGGGGGCGAGGCAGGUGAUAGAGCCUCCAGAGAGGCCUCUGAGGGAGUCCUUUUCAUCGCCACCUGCCAUUCCUUCUGCACUGCCCAGGGUCAGACCAUUUACCUGAAGUUGCUAUAAGAAGGCAUUUAGGCAUUUAGAGAUAAAUCAGCAUCUGAAGACGUAACCAAACUAGACCAGGGAACACUUGCCUUGGGAUCAUUUGUGGCUAUUGGUUUUUCUCAUAAGCUCUGAUAUAUCUGUGUAUCUCUGUGUGUGUGUGUGUGUGUGUGUGUGUGUGUGUACAUGUAUGUUACUAUGAUGUAAAUAGUUUUUUACACUCAGCCUAGUUUAUACUCAUGUGUUUACUAAUUGAAGCUGAUUAUAUGAGUGUACUUGUAAGACCAUGUACUGUAGGUAUUUCUGCUGGGACUUGGGGAACAAGCUAAUACCUUUAACAACUGGUAUUUGCUUUUGUUCUACCCACCCUGGUAAAAGAAGUGAGUUGAGGGGAGCAGCCAGGGAGUGCAGUAGAGGGCGCUAUGCUCUGCAGUCCACAGCCAGGGAAGCUCUGUGCUGCCGCCUCACUUCUGUCAUGAGAGGUUUCUUCUCCUUGGACACUUCCUUAACCCCUAGAAGGCUGUGUUGCAGGGGUCUGGGAGCUUGUCUUUAGAGCUAGUGCCUGGGUUAUUGAAGACACCAUGCUGUUUUCAACUUUAAAAACAGGUGCAUUUGCACAUUGCCUUCAGAGGAAACUUGUUAAACUGCCUUUUGGCUCACUUGGACUGCCUUUCCCCCCCCCUCCCCCUCCCCCAAGUAAGUGUCUUUAAAUGGUGUGAGUGGGAUGCUGUGACUUUACAAAGACCUAUUGGAUAGGCAGUACUGGCACUCCAGCUCAUAAUUCUGCAGCUUGAGGUCACUGUUUAAGGGCCAAGCUGGCAAAUCUUGAGGGCAGGUUUCUAGUAGACAUUAGUGGUGAGUGGUUUUUGCCCUGGCAUUAUGGGUAUCCUGUUGCCUCUAGUCUUGCCUGCCAAGGGGGCUGGGGGCUGCUCAGACCUGAAUGCAACUUCCAGGCAUGGUUUAAAGUCUGUUUUCUAAAGUUGUAAGUAUUGUAAGAACUAUGAGAUGAAUGAAUAUAAUAGGUAAUUUAAAUGUUUAUUUAUUUUUAAUGGAAGGAUUUUUGAUUAAAAAGAAGCUAUUGACGUGGAGAUGUCAGCAAAAUUUACUUGCAAAGAAGGGACAUUUUGUAUUUAAGUAAACUAUAAUGUGCACCUUUUAAAAAUAAAGAAAUAUGACAUUUGUGGAAAAAAAA